AUGUCAGCGACCGGUGCCGAGCCACCGCCGCUGCCGCCAGCGCAGGCCGAGCUGGUAGCGCAGGCCGAGCUGGUAGCGCAGGACGCCGACCCCGAGUCCAAUCCGGCGCGGACCCGCGAAGACCGCGAGCUCAAGGAAGCCAUGAUGAGGUCGCUGGAGGAGGGAGCGCCGGCCGACGCCUCGGAGCAGGUACAUUUCCCGAAGUCCUGCGUGGAAGACGACCAGUCUCUCUGCUCAACGGACCUGGCCGGCGACUUUACCUACCGACUGGUGAGCGUCGUCAGCCACCACGGCGGCGCCACGCACUCGGGACACUACGUGUCGGACGUAUACAGCGUCGACAGGGACCGAUGGUACCAUUAUGACGAUCGCCGAGUCAGCUGCGUCGACGAGGCCGAAGUUUUGGGCGAGGGACACCAGAGAAACGGAUACAUAUUCUUCUACCUCCACAAAGACCUUUGCAACCAAGCAGUCAGCAUGGAGGGAGCCGGAGGGGCGCUGUGA
Molecule: messenger RNA, 504 nt
Organism: Amphibalanus amphitrite
Lineage: Eukaryota; Metazoa; Arthropoda; Thecostraca; Balanomorpha; Balanidae
Product: ubiquitin carboxyl-terminal hydrolase 37-like
Exons: 1
Coding region: 1-504 (167 amino acids)
Biological process (GO): G1/S transition of mitotic cell cycle; protein deubiquitination
Cellular component (GO): nucleus; cytosol
Molecular function (GO): cysteine-type deubiquitinase activity; cysteine-type endopeptidase activity
Source: RefSeq, a predicted model, not a curated record